This is a messenger RNA of Micropterus dolomieu (smallmouth bass), 5001 nucleotides long. It is a transcript of the gene tbxa2r, whose product is annotated as thromboxane A2 receptor. Gene Ontology annotation, biological process: positive regulation of cytosolic calcium ion concentration; adenylate cyclase-activating G protein-coupled receptor signaling pathway; positive regulation of vasoconstriction. Lineage: Eukaryota; Metazoa; Chordata; Actinopteri; Centrarchiformes; Centrarchidae. Gene Ontology annotation, cellular component: plasma membrane. The transcript is spliced from 3 exons. The record is from RefSeq and is a predicted model, not a curated record. Gene Ontology annotation, molecular function: thromboxane A2 receptor activity. The coding region runs from base 199 to 1293 and encodes 364 amino acids.
UACUUUUUGUAGGACUGUUUUUCCAUCAGAUGGGACCUGGUGUAUGCGGCAUGUUUCCCACCUCUUCUUGUAUAUAUUGCAAGUGCAGAAUGAUGGUUUAGAUGGAGUAGUGCAAAUUCCCAAACUGGGUCAACUUGGUCUGUGAAAGAGCUUCUCUGUUGUCAUCUGAAAUCAACGACCCCUCACCAGCUGGCCACCAUGAAUGCCUCAGCCCUGCCACUCAACAGCACCCCGCUGUGCUACUCCAUCAGAAGCCCUCCGUUUGUUAUCAACCAGAGUAUCGCCUCUGCCUACUACUCAUACAUCUUCGGCACUUUGGGUCUAACCUCCAAUCUCAUUGCCUUUGUGGUUCUCCUCAAGUCCUUCCAGCAGACACAUAGCCGCUCACGCUCCUUCCUGAUCUUCUUGGGUGGCCUGGUGGUCACUGAUUUCAUGGGUCUUCUGGUCACAGGCUCCAUUGUGAUCUCCUUCCAUGUUACGCAAUUUAAUUGGCGCAAGGUAGAUCCAUACUGCCACUUCUGCAACUUCAUGGGCAUGUCUAUGGUUUUCUAUGGACUGUGCCCUCUGCUGCUUGGCGCUGCCAUGGCGGUGGAGCGCUUCAUUGGCAUCAACCGUCCAUUUGCACGCUUUUCCAGUGGCAUGCCCAAGAGCCGGACCGUCUCCAUGGUGCUGAUGGUGUGGUUCAUCGCAGGCUGCAUAGCUUUGCUUCCUCUAACAGGCAUUGGAAGCUACCACAUGCAGGUGCCCGGCUCAUGGUGUUUUUUCAACAUUAGCUCUGAGGGAAAUGACCAGGCCUUCUCCCUGCUCUUCUCUCUGGUCGGGUUGAUGUGCAUCGCUGUGUCAUUUUUGCUGAACACAGUGAGCGUCGUGACCCUGAUCAAGGUGUGCUGUGGACAGGGCAGCCUCCAGCGUCGCAGAGACCAUGAAGUAGAGAUGAUGGUUCAGCUCAUCCUCAUUAUGGCCAUUGCUUCUAUCUCUUGGUGCCCCCUCCUGGUCUUUAUUGCACAAACUGUGCUGUCCAGAAGUCCUCUCCAGGUGAAAUACCUACUACUAUGGCUCCGCUUUGCCACCUGGAACCAGAUCCUGGAUCCCUGGGUAUACAUCUUGUUCCGCAGGGCAGUUCUUAAGAGAAUCUACCCCCGUCUCGACUGGUCCCGAGGCUCCAUGAUGACCUUGUACCCUUCUAUUAGCGGCACUAUCCGCAGGUUCACACGCUCUUCAAUUGGGAACACCGUGGGCUCAGAUGAAGGAACAGACAAUGAAAAAUCAAAUGUAUUGGCCACAUCUAUUUAAAGCCACCACCUCCUUCUCCGUGACUGGUUGGUUUUGAGUUGUUGCCACAAUGACAUCAUUGGGGUUAUAGUAUGUUUGUAUUUUCAGGUUCUGAUGAGUUUUCAUUUUAACUGUGUGAGCAGGAUAAGAAGCAGGAUUGUAUCUGAAAGGACUGAAUAUGGUUAUUUUAUCACAUACUAUUAAAAUGUUUAGAGGUAUUAGCAAGGGCACUUUCCUUUAGAACAAAGCAUAAAGAGAGCAGGUGCUGACUGAACACUUACUAGGGAUCAGACGUGUAAUCUAUGGAUAAAAUAUAGUCUCUUUAACCAAUAUACAUAAGACUUUAGUCUGCUAAACAGAUGUAAUGCUAUCAACAUGCACUGCUCUAGAUGUACUGCCCCAUCAAGUGCCUUCAUUUAUUUAUAUUUGAGUUAUCAACACAUUGCAUCGGAUAAUGGCCGGCAAUUGUUUUAAUUUGAUACUUCAUUCUGGUAGGUAUUAUGCCUCAUAAUCACAUCUACAUUUUUCUCAGAUGCUCAGUGUCACAUUAUACCCAUUUAUGUUUUCAGGCUAAUGCUAAGUAUUGUUCAUGUAUUCCUUCCUUUCUUAAGUAUUUACUCUGAAACUGGAGAAGACUUUGAAUGUAGAAGGUACGUAAAUGUUUGAUUCCACAGAGCAUCUGACACUGCCGGAUUCUAAUCUUGUAGAGGUGCUGACAAGUGAUAAUGCUUUGACUAUCAUGAAAUAUUGUAGAGACUGCCCACGUACAGAAGCUGAUUAUACAAUGUCCAUUUCAAGAGUUUAUAAAAUAUUACGCAUAUAUUUUCUAUGUGUUAAAUGUUGUGAGGAUGCAUGUGAAUCAAACCAGACCUUGACAUGAUCAGUAAUCCAUGAAUGGGAUCAUCUGGUUUAGUCCUCAUAAUUUCAAAAUAAAGUUGAUGCCAAUGAGAAUGUGUAUAGUUAGAAAUCCCUAGCUGCUAUAUACAAACAAUGCUUCACAUUAGCUGUUCAGUAUUACUGAAGUAAAAAACUGAGAAAGUGUAAUUAUUGUCUAAUGAAGAUUUAAGUUGCCCACUAUCGUUAACAGUGUUAUAUCAAUAAAUCAAAUUAUUAUAGUAAUAUAUUACUUGAUAAGUAAUGUUACCAAUAUAUAUCACUGGUGGGAUUUGGCUCUAUUCAUUUUAAACCCUCCCAUCUUAAACUGUCAGAUCACCUACAUCCAAGAACAAAUGUUUUCUCACCUAACACUAUUGAUGUCAUGAAGACAGCAUUUGGUUUUAAUUGCCAGGUUUUGAGACAUUAACCUCUGAGGUUACUACAUUGAAGGUGAAAGGAAAUUCAUUUGUGUUGCUCAAACAAAUGGAAAAUUAUAUUUAAAACAUUCAACUGAAACAUGUCUUACUGAGAAAAAAUGUAAGUGCUGAAGAAUGUUAAGUGGAGGUUUACGUAAGUAGGACAAUACAUAGUAUGUCAUUUGGGUGGAAUGACCCUUUAAAAACAGGCUUUCUCAGUUGUUUUACUUUUCUGUGAACCAAGGUAAUUUCUGGGGAAGCCAAACAGUACUGAAGUUCAAUAUUUCUGGUAUGAAGGUAUAACUACAUGUGCGUGCCUACAUCGGUUUUAGAUUUGCAGAAUAAUACCUAUGCAAAUAUUUCUUAGACACAGACACAGAGUGGUAGAAAAAUUCAAAACAAUUCAUGGUUUCCACAAUUGGAAUUGGAAUUAGAAUUAGCCUUGCCAACGAGCUCAGACCGACAUAAUAUUUAUAGGGCAUCUCUGCCUCUGUCUGUUGCUGUCAGCCAAUAAGGUGUUUAUGAAAACAGUGAGCAGGAAGUGGGUGGAUAUUUUAGUAGUUGGAUAAUUCAAAUUCCGUCUGACAAUUUGGGCAGUGUAGUUACAAGCAUUGUAGAUAGCAUUGUAUUAUAGUAUUAUAAUUGUAUUAUAAAAUAAAAUAUAACAUUGAAACAGUCAUCUUGCUCUACUUGAUUACUCUUUGUUGAUUUUCACUCAGAGUGUCACUCAAUUACCCAACAAAUCACUGAACUAAUCACUCAUAAUGACUUAGCUGUAUCUUGUUUUAACUCCUUAGCAGUAUUAUCAAGUGAAAAUUAAGUGUAAAUGUUGAAUGUGAUUGACAGAAAUGGUAUGUGAUUGCGUAUAUAAAUAAAGAAUUAGUAAAAUGCAGAAAAAAAAGAAAUAUUUUAAAUGGGCUUUUCUGUUAAACACACAAAUGCUUGAAAACUAUCAUUUCAACCUUUUUACUUACUUUAAACAUAUGAAAUGUGCCAUACAUUUUCAGGUCUUCACAAAGAGGUGCAGUCAUAUACAAAGUGUUACAACAAAACAUCAUACAAAUACUGAUAGCAGUAGCUGAAACAGUGUAGUCACAAUAAGUGAAGCGGUGUCAAACUGUAUUUUAAAAUGUGGCUGUUCAGUGUUUGCUUGCUCACAUGUAUGCAAAGAAUAUGACUUUAUAAAUUGUCCACAUUGUUUGGUGAUCCAGAAAACAUAUAACUGUCAAACUCCAAUAUGUAGUUUGAUGGUUCCUUCUUUUAAAGUAAAUACUCUCCAAUGCAGAGACAGAAAGAGAAAGCAGCACAUUGGAAAUAAGAACAGAUGUACUGAAGUAUAAAGACUGCAACAAACUGAUCCAGUAUAUUUACAUUAUCUCUUUGAUACAAACCAGAAAGUUUCCUGUAAAGUUGGAAUUUUAAUAUUAGUGAGCAUGAAGACCUUCAUUUUUAAGGCAAAAUUAAUGCAGAAAACUUCAAGGAAAUGGUUCACAUGCACACAAGAUAGUUUUAUUUAUUUGGUUAUUUUGUUAUCGUGAGAAGUUCUAGGCUUGCUUCCUGUUUGACAGUAAUGAUCAUGUGGUAAAAUGUGAAUCGCAAGGCAGUGCCAUUUAGCCCAUCUCCUUGACGUUCAUUGUCAGAUUUCUCCGUUUUCAUUUUCAAUUUUUGACAGUUCAAGUUCAGAUGAAUAACUUACUUAGAUGACUGAGAAAUAAAUAAAUAAAUACUGGCAAUUAUUUUAAUUGAACUUGGAGCACUUGGUUAUUUCAGAAAAGGUCAACAAAUUCUAUAGAAAUAUAGUGACAACCUACUUUCAAACAUGAACAACUUAUCAUGCAUCUCCGGCUUGUAUAGGUUAUUGGUAUUGAAGAAGUAGACUAAUACAGUUUGGAAUGACCCAAAAAUGUCUCCUUGUUCCUCUGCUGUUAUUCCCAGUGGGUUUUCAUCAGAGGAAAAUGGUUUACUGCAGCUUAUCUAACUUCCUUGAUUCCUAGAUGGCUGGAUGAGUGUCUGUUUUGCAGCUGUGUUUCCUGACAUGUUGUUUAAAUACCCUUUACAUAAUGGUCUUAUUGUAUGGAGAGAGAGCCCCUUUGAUCAAAAUGGGGAGAUUCCUGUAUUUUGAUGAACCAUCUAAUUUUACUGUCACUGUUGUCCACCCUGAACAAUAUCCCCAGCUAAAUGCCUACAGUAAAGGUUCAUUUCAAUCUUUGAUUUCAAUACAAAUAUAUAUAUAUUAAACUCGACUGCAAUUUUCUGUUCUCUGUUUGUUGUAGAGAUUUGUCCAAAUUUGGGAGUGAUGAUCUGCUUUAAAUGUUCAAAGGGAAAUUUUUGAAUUAAUUGCAGUCUCUGUCUUGAUUUUAAAGGAAGUGAUUAAAAUGGAUGUUUUUGUUCCACUUUGAUGUACCAAUAAACAGAGCUCUUUCUCUCUUGCUGUUGA